Messenger RNA from Branchiostoma floridae (Florida lancelet), 3458 nucleotides. RefSeq lists its product as uncharacterized. The transcript is spliced from 5 exons. Lineage: Eukaryota; Metazoa; Chordata; Leptocardii; Amphioxiformes; Branchiostomatidae. Bases 333 to 2849 code for a protein of 838 amino acids. The record is from RefSeq and is a predicted model, not a curated record.
UGACUCCAGCACUUCCACGUAGGCCAGGCAAGUUAAACAUUAGCGUACUCGCGCGCUGCGAUUGCAUGAACACAUGUACAAGGCUAUCCACAGCCUACCUAGUCACAAGUAGGCCUAGCCACAUGUAGCAGCUAUACAUACAAGUAGAUAUUGCGCGGAACGGAUCGGGAGUACGAGCUUAGACACUCAGGUGUCACCGUGCGUCCUGCUACCAGAGCCAAGCAUUAUACUGCGUGUGUUGUUUGGGAUUUCUCUCGCUCAGGACCGUUCCUCUGCCUCCGAGCACAGUGCAAUCUGAUUACAUCAGUGUGCUGAGCCACCUCAGUGACAUCAUGCCACGGCUCUCACUCAGACGUGUGGUGACCGGAGUCACCUUCUUGAUCGUUGUGUCUCUCGGAGUAUCGCUGCUGUCCGGGGACGACUCGCAGGGCGCGCAGGUGUACGCCGCAAAACGGUCACAUCCACGGGCCAGAGCUAUGGACAUGAUGAGAGACAGAGAACAGGGGCAUGCGAUCCAGAAAAGAAAAGCGCCAAAACAGCCAGAACCCCCAGCGGUAGACAGAAAACUUAAUGCUGUCGUUCCUAAACGAGCUGACGAAGAAAAGCAGAAGUCUGGAGACCAGAUCCCAAACAUCGUCCACUUCUUCUGGUUAACGGAUCAAGACUUCGGAUUCCACCACUUACUCAGUGUGCUGAGCGCGCACAAGAUGUUAGGAGCGGAGCAAAUCAUGUUCCACGCCGCGGCAAAACCGAAGGGAAGAUGGUGGAAGGAGGCGGAGGCUAUCCCCACGCUCAGAUUGGUUCCAUGGGGCUCCGAUGUCCCGGAGAAAGUGUCACGGCAGAUGGAGGUUCGUGCCCGGUUAGAGGCCCUUAUGCAGCACGGUGGGAUGUACCUAGGCACGGACACCAUCGCCCUCCGCCCGUUCGACGAGCUACGUCGUCUGGACUGCGUGAUGGGAAGAACAGGCGACGGUCUGAGCGACCAAGUCCUUCUGGCCAGCCAAGACGCCAGUUUCCUCAAGACGUGGUACAAGACGCUUCUGCAGGGAAAGUUCAAGGAGGCGAUCGAGGUGGCGGCGAAGCAGCCAGACCUCCUGCACGUGGAAGACACGAGGCUGACCAGACCGAGGUGGACGGACUGGUGGGACCUCUCCAACCUGUACCGCGAGGGGGAGACCGUGGACUUCUCCGAUAGCUACGCCAUCCAGCUCGCGUACGACCAGUACAACCUCGGGCACACUCCCGACAGCAUCCUUACGUUAGACUCGACAUUCGGCAGGAUAGCCCGGACAGUUUACCACGGGGCGCAAGAACUGAAAAAGAGCGAGAAGAAGGUUGCCGAGCCGAACACAAACGCCGUUGUGCCAAACAUCGUUCACUACCUGUGGUUCGGAGAGAGAGAUUUUCAGCUCCACAACUUGAUCAGCAUGAUGAGUGCACGGCAGCAGCUGAAGGCCCCGAUCAGGUUCCACACGGACGAAGAACCGGGCGGCCGCUACUGGGCCGAGGCCAAGCUGAUUGACGAGCUGACCGUCGUGGAACGCGCGGCGCCGAACGCGACUCUUGGUGAGACGGCGGAGGACGCCAUACUACAGAUCUUGCGCGAGGACGGAGGUAUCUACCUGGAUGCUGACGUCAUCGUCAUCAAACCUUUUGAGAACCUGAUGAAGUAUGACGUCACUAUGGGACGGUCCCCACGUGGGCUCAGCUUCAUCACCAUCAUCGCUAAGAAGAAAGCCUACUUCGUCCAAAAACUACAGAAGAUGAAGAGGACUCGGUCUGACGACUACGAAGAGCUGGCGUUAGACGCAGCAGUGGACAGACCCGAUCUGGUCCACGUCGAAGAAAAUACUUUGUCCAGACCACGUCUAAGCGACUGGAAGGACCCGUCCCUUCUCUUUGUCGAGAAUAACUCUGGCUGGUCCGAUAACUUCGCCAUCAAACUUUUCUACGAUCUGUACGCUCAAGACCACAAUCAGUACGACAUCGUCAACCUACGUACGACGUUCGGUCAGAUCGCGCGCUCCGUGUACUACGGCUCCCCUCGCCUCAUCACGGACGGGUCGCAGCCCCGCCUGUACCCCCGGGAAGACUAUGUGGUGCCUAACGUGGUCCACUAUGUCUGGUUCACCUGUCAUGACUUCCGCUUUCACCACCUGUUGAGCGUACUCAGCGCGCACCGCUACAUCAAGCCUGACCACAUCUACAUCCACUCCGACUGCGCUCCCAGCGGCCACAACUGGGAUGUGGCAAAGGAGAAGAUUGGGGAGAUCCUGAAGGUCGUCCCUGCCGAACAGCCGGAGGAAAUCUUCGGCAACCCGAUCCACAACAUCCCGCACAGAUCGGACAUCACGCGUAUGGACGUCCUCCUGAAGCAGGGCGGGAUCUACCUGGACUGGGACGUCUUCGCCCUCAAGUCCUUCGACCCCCUGCGAAGGUACGACUACGUCAUGGGGAACGAGAUCGCCGGGCUGAACAACGGCGUCAUUCUGUCCAAACCGAACGCAGAGUUCCUUAGGAUUUGGUACGACAACUACCACCACUUCGAUGACGGUAAGUGGAACUUCCACUCCGUGAUGGAGCCGUGGCGCCUGGCCUCGGAGCACCCGAACCUGAUCCACAUGGAGCUGACGGGCCUGUCCCGCCCCGAUUGGACCGACUGGUGGGACAUGAAGCGGAUGUGGAACGAAGACGUGCUGGAGGACUGGUCCGAGGCAUAUGCCAUCCACUUCAUCUACUCAUACCACAAUGAGGAACACAACCCUGAGGACAUCAAGAGGAUGAGAGGAACAUUUGGAGAGCUGGCCAGAUGGGUUUACUAUGGGCAGAAAGAGGCUAUAGAGGAUUAAUGAUGUUUUAAUUUAGAUAAUAACUUUAUAUAUAGUGCCAUGUUGUACAAAACAAAAACUUUCUAUUGUGAAACCUACAAAGGGUUUAUAUCAAAGAUGACUUAAUGUCAAUGACUGACCUGCUUUCUGAAGGAACAGGACAAAUGUGAUUUGGCUUUAGUUAAUAAGAAUGAGUUUUUAUUUGUUGCAUUAACUUUGACAAUGUUGACAACUACUGAUGAACUUAUAGCUUGUGGAAGAGGGCAAUUAAUCAUUAUGAAGUUCAUAAUCUCAUUCCUGAUGAGGAACAUUUGAGAACUACAUUUGUAUUUCAAAAAACAGAUGAUCUUUAACUGAAAAGCUAAAAAUACUAAGUAUUAAGUGAUGUAAACCUGAACAAAAGAAUGUAGUUGGUUUAUUGGCAAGUUUCUCAAAUCAAACAAAACAUCACUAAAGACAGUUAAGUUUAGUUCUUGGGUUCAAGUGAGGUCAUUCACUAGAUAGAUAUUUAUCAAUUCAUCAUACCUGUAAUAUGGCUCACUCUAUCAUUUAUGUUACAUAAAUAUACACUGCCCUAUCAUCUUACACAGUCAACCAUCAAAAUGGAUAAUAAAGCGACUUGUAAAAUUA